Messenger RNA from Diospyros lotus (date-plum), 1707 nucleotides. RefSeq names its product IAA-amino acid hydrolase ILR1-like 4. Gene Ontology annotation, molecular function: IAA-Ala conjugate hydrolase activity. Gene Ontology annotation, biological process: auxin metabolic process. Lineage: Eukaryota; Viridiplantae; Streptophyta; Magnoliopsida; Ericales; Ebenaceae. The record is from RefSeq and is a predicted model, not a curated record. The transcript is spliced from 5 exons. Gene Ontology annotation, cellular component: endoplasmic reticulum. The coding region runs from base 158 to 1489 and encodes 443 amino acids.
UAAUUUGAUCUUAGAAGCCAAUCUGAAGACGUCAGAGACCAGCGAGGAAGGCCACAAUCAACUCCCUGCUCCAUUUCACGUUUCCUCCCGUGAGCGUCAGCCCUUCCCCUUCCUCUGCAAAACUCAACUCAAGCUUCAAUUGCAGAAGAAAGAUUAGAUGGGUUUCUUCAAUCGGGUCUUCUUGAUUCUGGCCCUGCUGUCGGUUGAGUUGACACCCAGCUCCGCAGAUUCUUCGUCGAGCUCGAGGGAGAUUACCUCAAUCUUCCUCAACCAUGCGAAGAAAAAAGAGGUUUUUGAUUGGAUGGUGGGCAUUAGGAGAAAGAUACAUGAAAAUCCGGAACUGGGUUACGAGGAAUUUGAGACCAGUAAGCUUGUCAGAGCGGAGUUGGAUAAAAUGGGUAUUCCCUACAAAUACCCGAUUGCAGUCACCGGAGUUGUUGGCUUCGUCGGCUCCGGCGAACCCCCUUUCGUUGCGAUUAGGGCCGACAUGGAUGCUCUGUCUAUGCAGGAAAUGGUGGAAUGGGAGCACAAGAGUAAAAUUCCUGGGAAAAUGCACGCUUGUGGGCACGAUGGCCAUGUUGCCAUGCUUCUUGGUGCUGCAAAGAUUCUUCAAGAGCAUCGUGAACUCUUGCAGGGCACGGUUCUUCUUGUUUUCCAACCGGCAGAGGAAGGAGGUGGUGGCGCAAAGAAAAUGGUAGAAGCUGGAGUACUUGAGAAUGUUGAAGCUAUCUUUGGGCUGCAUGUCUAUCCCGACUUACCCACAGGCCAAGUUGCCUCCAGAUCUGGUCCUUUUUUGGCUGGGAGUGGCUUUUUUGAAGCGGUAAUAAAUGGAAAAGGAGGCCAUGCAGCCAUUCCUCAGCACUCAAUUGAUCCAAUUUUGGCAGCAUCAAAUGUAAUUGUCAGCUUGCAGCACCUUGUUUCAAGAGAAGCUGAUCCACUGGACUCUCAGGUGGUAACAGUUGCGAAAUUCAAAGGAGGUGGUGCAUUCAAUGUCAUUCCUGAUUCUGUCACUAUUGGGGGCACCUUCAGAGCCUUCUCAAAGGAAAGCUUUAUGCAACUCAAGCAGAGAAUUGAAGAGGUAAUAACCCGACAAGCCACAGUUCAAAGGUGCAAUGCAACUGUUGAUUUCCAUGCAGCAGGCAAAGAGCCUUUCACUCCCCCAACCAUAAAUGACAAAGGCUUGCACGGGCACUUCCAAAGUGUUGCAGCAAAUUUGUUUGGAUCUGACAAUGUCAAGGACAUGCAACCAGUGAUGGGGUCUGAGGAUUUUUCAUUUUACCAAGAGAUGAUACCUGGUUACUUCUUUUUCCUUGGUACGAAGGAUGAAACAAGUGGGAAGCCGGCAUCAGUGCAUUCUCCCUACUUCAAAAUCAACGAAGAUGCGCUUCCUUAUGGAGCCGCACUUGAUGCCUCAUUAGCUGCCGGGUAUCUUCUUGAACUCCAAACUAGGAGUACCCCGUCAAGUAGAAAACAUCACGACGAGCUGUGAGGUUCUUUCUCUCUGUUGUUGUUUUUUUUUCUUCUUUUGGAUAAUUAGGACUGUCAAUGGGCCAGGAUGGUUGUGCAGUUUCGGGCAUCCUAGGCUCUGCACUGAGAUUUAGCUUCUCUGUCAAUAAAUCAUAAUAGCUUGACCUAAGAAUUCUAAGUAAUUUUGUGUCAAGGAACUUGUUAUAUAUUUGUCAAUAACAUCAAAUGUUGCAGCCGGUA